AUGAAGAGAAACAUGUUCAUAGUCUUAAAUAUAUCUAAUCUCCUAGCGAGCUUCCUUUUUACGGAUUCUCCUAUCCUUGACGACUACAGCCUGAUUAUGGAUUCUGCUCCUGCUACUCAUGACGACACUGGUGAUAAAUUGGAUUUAGUAUUAGACGCUUUGGCUUACGAACCCGGCAUUCAGUCUGGACUUAGUAUCGACAAUGUUGAUUUGGUAUUUACUCUGGACCUAGUUAUUCACAACAGUCAUCUACUGCUACAUCGGCAAACGACACAAUCGCGGGACCUGAUGUGUGGGAGUGCCAUGGGUCAGCUCGAUCGGAGUAAUACCACGGCCCUACAGAAAACCGGCGUGAAAAACAACCACAGCAUUGUGUUUCGCCUUUCAACGUCUUCCAGUCAUGACAUGAGUAAUAGGUUGCACGGCUGCUCGGUUGGCGCGGUGGCUAGGCAACUGGCUGCCGCGCAACGUUACGCGGCUUCGAUGCCCGAACGGAACAACUCUUUGUGUGAUCCACAGAUUGUUGUUCUAGGUCUGGGUGUCGUGUCUAUGUGA
Messenger RNA from Spodoptera exigua (beet armyworm), 555 nucleotides. The record is from the annotation of a GenBank genome assembly. Lineage: Eukaryota; Metazoa; Arthropoda; Insecta; Lepidoptera; Noctuidae.